Messenger RNA from Linnemannia hyalina, 3876 nucleotides. The record is from the annotation of a GenBank genome assembly. NCBI's taxonomy places the organism in Eukaryota, Fungi, Mortierellomycota, Mortierellomycetes, Mortierellales, Mortierellaceae.
AUGAACAAUAGCGUCGAGAAUGCGACGGGACAAGUGAUCGCUAUCAAGGUGCUGAACCUCGACACGGAGGAAGAAGAUGUCUCUGAUAUCCAACGGGAAAUCGCGACGCUUUCGCAGCUCAAGAACUGCGAUUCGCAAAACAUCACUCGGUACCAUGGCAGUUUCCUGAACGGGACCAAGCUGUGGAUCGUCAUGGACUAUGCCGCAGGAGGGAGCAUCCGAUCUUUGCUCCAAGCCCUGACGAGGAUAGAUGAGAAAUGCAUAGCGGUCAUCGGAAGGGAGGUCCUCCAAGCGCUGGGGUACCUCCACAAGCAUGGCAUUAUCCACCGAGAUAUCAAAGCCGCCAACAUUUUAUUGACGGAUGAAGGACGUGUUCAACUGUGCGACUUUGGAGUAGCUGGGCAAGUGACAAUGAAUUCUCUGAAGCGCAACUCGUUUGUCGGGACACCGUACUGGAUGGCGCCAGAGGUGAUCAGGGAAGGACAGACGUACGACUUCAAGGCGGAUAUCUGGUCGUUUGGAAUCACAAUAUACGAGAUUGCAACAGGAAACCCGCCAUUUGCUGACCAGGAUCCUAUGAGGGCUGUCACAUUGAUCCCAAAGUCACGCCCAGCUCAAUUGGAGGGUGACUGGUCGCCAGCUAUGAAGGAAUUUGUCGCGCUCUGUCUGCACGAGGAGCCCAAUGAGCGCCCUUCUGCUGAGGAUUUGUUAAAGACAAAGUGGAUCAAGAGCACGAGCAAAAGCCCCUUGACGCUUUUGAAGGAUUUAGUUGCCAAGUAUGAGCAGCACAAAAUUGAGGCGGCUCUCAACAAGGAGGAGACAAGCAGUGAUAUCGAUAUUGACCACGAAUUGGAGAGCUUUGACAUGGAAGUCGACCCAGAUGCAUGGAGAUUCGAUACUGCAAAGACCCUUCCACCAAUGACACCGUCGAGGACCUCGAGUUUGAGCAAACCCGACUCCAAGAGCGAUCACCCUAAUGGAGUCAAAAGUCCAGCCCUCUCAGCUCAGGACAGCGGCGUUGUCAUCCAAGGGCGCAGCGGGAAGUCAUCAGACCACAAUCUGGACAAUGCAACAUCUAUACCCUCUCCUGGCGCAACAUCACCAACAGUCAAAGCAAAGGCAUCCCCAACAUCUCCCAGGAACUCCAAAAAGGCCUUGCCUAUAAAGUCACAGCCAGCUGUAAUCACCCACGAAUCCCACCCACUGCUGCGACUCUUCAUGCAUCAUAAGAGCGCAAGCGAGGAGGACGUCUCGACAUCUCACUCGUUACUGUCUCCACAAGGCCCCCAUAUGGCCUCUGCUCCCAUGACGCUCACAAUCCCCAAUUUGGAAGAGAUUACCAAUGCGCGACUGGCAUCACGCUCGCCUGUGCCCAGUGGCGAUUUGAAUACGUCCUUUGACCAGUUCCAUCCUUCUCAACACCAAUACCCGGCCCCAGCCAAUAGUCGUCAACAGGAUUCUGGACCUACGAGGAUGCCUUUCGGAUUCAACAUGUCAAAGCCUUUCCGGUUCGACAGGAGGCCCUCGGCACCCGUCGUGAUGGGUUCGGCACCAGGACAGGAUCAUGGCUUCCACAACCGUCAUGUGUUGACCCGGGGUCCAGGUAGCAGCUCGGCUCUCACCUCGCCAAGAGCAGUGCCAGUACCGACGCAAUCAUCGCUCUUGACCGAUAUGCAUCAGAGGCAGAGUCAGCAGGAUUCGGACAGCAGUCAGCACUCGAGCAACAAGGGCGUUCACAGCCACGAGAUUGUUCUGCCAAAUCAGCUUCAAGGAGUCCAGCCUCACAAUGUUCGCCCCAGCUCAACUCCUUCAUCUCCCGCCAUCCCUCCAGUUGGAAUGAUGGAGUCGACUCCAGGAGCAGGAUCGAGUUUACUGAACCCAUCUCAGACAGGGACACGCAGGCCCUCACCUUCAAUGUCGCACCAUCAACAAGAACAAGCACAGCAACAACAACCACAUCCUGUCCGGCAGGCACACGAUGCAAGGAGCAACUUACCUCCACAAAUUCCUCAUCGAAAGGCGAGUUUGGACUUUUCUCAGUCGGAGCGGUUUUCUCAUUUGCGACCUAGUUUGCCAAUCCGACCUCCAAGUGCAACAUCCGUUCGGAGCUCUACUUUCCAUGGCCUUGACUCUGGACCAACGACCAACAUUUCCCACGGAUCCGACAGCAACAACCACAGCGGCAUCACGGGACCAUUUGGUACUUCGUUUGGUGGUCUCUCUUCGAACAUGGCGGCUCUGAGCAUGCAGCCCAUUAACAUUAGUGAGGAAAAGCUGCCGCCCUUUGGUCAUUCACCCGCUCACCUGCGGAUGAUCAACGCUCUUCCCGACAACAAUGCGCCUUCCAUGAACGGGGUUCACCGCGGCAGCGUCACUAUGAGCGAGAAAGAUGGGGUUUCUCCCGCUUCCAGUGUCAAUGGUGACGGGGCUACAGGAUCACACCACUCUGGACCUAACCAUGGCGCCUCGUCAUCUUCGUCAUCAGCGUCGUCGGUAUCGUCAGCUUCCUUGCCCAACUCGGCGGCGAUCAGUGGUAGCUUUGGAGUGACUGGAUCUGGAUCUGGAUCUGGACCUAAUCCGGGAGUUGUGAUGGCAAGGCCAGGAUUGAGGACUGUUGGCUCGAGCGAGAAUUUCGCAAGGAGGAUUCGUUCGGCUAGUAUGCUCAGGAGGACAGAGGAACAGGAUAACAUUUCCAAGGGCGCUUUCCAACCCAGCAGACCUCCUCAGGCUACGGGCGCCCCUCCGGGUCAACAGCAGCCGAUGCAACAUUACCAGCAGCAACAGUACUCGUAUAAUCAUGAGCCGGGUUCCGCGGACAUUAGUCGGUACAGGAGAGCUAGCUCACCGCGUCGUCGCAGUAUCAGCAUGACCAACUUAAACGGCCUUUCUAUCAUCAUGAUCCCUCCCAAAAAGGGCUCAGAUGAUUACUCGACCAACCCAUUGUUACUGCCACCGUCACCUUCAACCACUCGCUUCAUUGCACCGUCGUCGAUGAAUGUCACGGCUCUGUCGUCGAGUCCUUUGCGCCCAACUCUUCACUCGAUGGCCUCAUCCUCGUCACUUUCGUCGUCCUUUGGCAGUGUCUCUGGUGCUUUUCCGGGUAACCAGCUCAAUGGAGGACGGAAUAGUAACAGCUCACAUGGACUGCAACAGCAGCAGCAGCAGCAACAACAUCAUCCACAUCAACAAUAUUCGAGUACGCCCAUUAUGUCGGCCCAGAAUACUUCUUCUUUGUCGUCCUCUGUGCCUACUUCUACCGUUCCUUCUUCUCCUCCGACUCUUGCUCAGGUCACCAACAAUAACCAUCACAACAGCAGCAAUAAUAUCGCCACUGUCAACGGGAACAGCAUUCACUCCAGCGCCAACCAUAACAUGUCCUCGACUUACAAUGAGACUCUCACAGCCACUCCUGGUGGCGCCAAAUCUGCCAUCAGCCUCUCGGGAACAUCUUACCAUCAGGGGGCCAAUUAUCCUGGUCAUGGCAACCACAGUAACAACUUGCAGCUCAAUGCUUCGGGACUUGGACAUUUGGCCUCGCACAAUGGAUCAGCAACCACGCUGGUCGGGAGCAACAGUCAUCAGAACCUUAGCCAGCAUCUUGUUGGUCAAGAACGCCAUCACCACCAACACCUGCAGUCCCAGCAGCACCAGCAGCACCAGCAGCAACAGCAGCAACAGCAACAGCUUCAAAUGCAGAGACAGAUGCUGGUGUCACCGAUGCAUAUGCUAAUUGUCACGCCUGAGCCCCGGCCAUUGCAGAUGGAUGCGUUGCGCAGGAACGAGGACUUGAUGGAGGAACUCCAGUUGACGAUGAAUGACUUGUCGCAGUGGUUGGAGGUCUUUGAGACCGGCAUCAAGACCGUUCGCUCUUCUUGA